Molecule: messenger RNA, 1400 nt
Organism: Branchiostoma floridae (Florida lancelet)
Lineage: Eukaryota; Metazoa; Chordata; Leptocardii; Amphioxiformes; Branchiostomatidae
Product: histone H1-like
Exons: 1
Coding region: 530-1114 (194 amino acids)
Biological process (GO): nucleosome assembly; negative regulation of DNA recombination; chromosome condensation
Cellular component (GO): nucleosome; nucleus
Molecular function (GO): double-stranded DNA binding; nucleosomal DNA binding; structural constituent of chromatin
Source: RefSeq, a predicted model, not a curated record
GUCUGUGCUCACGUACGAUUGUAGUUCUCAAUAAUCGUUUGCGUUUGUUUAUUAGUUGUCUUUAUUCUGUGUGUUUGUAUGUGUUUUUGAUGAUGGAUGCGCAUGAGUGAUGUUUUCCUUCGCUGAUGUUGUGAUCUUUGCUGCUUUUCUUGUAAUUAGCGGAUGUUUGUAGUGUGUGGAAGGAGACAUGUAGUACAAUGUGAUGUGUUUUCUGUGCGCGGUGGAUGGAUCUUGAUGUGUGUGUUCUAUUGUUGUUGCUCCAUGUGCGGUCUGGAUGAAUCGUCGCAGCUGUCUUACCGUGAAAAGACGGUACUGUGCUGUACUUUAAUAAACCAAUGAAAUAUUAUUUGUCGUGUCUGGUAAGGGAGGAAUUCCACCGUCAAUGUAGAAAAGAAACGCAAGUUCGACGGACAAUAAGACGCAGACAAAGUGUGACGAUUCCGGCCAGGUCCGUGCCUUUAGUACUUCACGCCAGCUUGACAAGACACCGGGUUCAUUUGCGCGACUAACGCAGACAAGACAAGACAGCAUGUCCGCUCCAGCAUCGUCCCCGAAGAAGGCCAAGAAGCCCGCGGCGCCCAAGGCCCCUGCGGCUCACCCGCCCACCACCGUCAUGGUUACGGCGGCCGUGGAAGCGCUCAAGGACCGCACCGGUUCUUCUCUGUCGGCUAUCAAAAAGUACAUCGCUGGCAACUACAAGUUUGACGUGGAGAAGAAAGCGCACUUCAUAAAGCGCGCCCUGAAAACCUUGGUGGAGAAGGGUACCCUCCUACAGGUUAAAGGGACCGGAGCGUCGGGGUCCUUCAAGAUCAACGUGGCUGCCAAGAAAGCCGCCGAGAAGGCGGCUAAGAAGGCCGUCAAGAAGCCAGUGGCUAAGAAACCCGUGGCUAAGAAGGCCGCAAAACCCAAGACAUCCAAGCCAAAGAAGCCCAAGGCGAAGAAGGCUACCACCCCCAAGAAGACGACGACCAAGAAACCGACCGCGAGCAAGAAAACCAAGAAAUCUCCUGCCAAGAAACCUGCUGCCAAGAAACCCGUCAAAAAAACUCCGACAAAGAAGACCACCAAGAAGACCGCGCCCGCCAAGAAGGCCUCCAAGCCCAAGAAGAAGUGAAGAUCUGACCGUUGUUUUUCCUGCAAACCCGGGCCCUUUUCAGGGCCAACCACAUCCUCACAAAAGAGCUAUCUCAAUCACCUAUCCACAUCAAUGCAUAUUAUCGUUUGAAAGAUAGAACACAUGGAAUAAAGAGGAAUAGAAAAGAAAAACAACUUUCCAUCAGUACAGCAACACCGCCCUCCCCAUUCCCUUGCUCACGUUAAAAUAUGACGCACAUACACAUACAGCAUUCACACACAGGCGCACGCACACACAUGUACGCACACACACACGAACACACACA